UGCUGUUUCCUCAGCUACCCUUUGCUUCACUUCUCUAUCUAAGGCCAUGCCGUGGACAUUUUCUUCAUCCUUUACACACAAAUACUUCCAAUUUUGAGACUUCUUCAACUUUCAUUCACACCCUUUUCAUCAUUUUGUGUUUUUCCUUCAUGAGUGUUGUUCUGGCCUGAGAAAAGAAAAAACAUAAACUUUCAUCAUGGGGAACUCCUGCAGAAAACCAGUUGCUCACGUGUCUUCCACAAGUUUUUUUGGAAGUACAAAGUCUCAAAGCAACACAAAGCAGAAAUCAAAUUCUCCUGAACGAAAAGCUCAUUUGGAAACUUCAGCAUCAAAUGUUGACAAACCCAUCUCCAAUAACCUUAAGUCCUUCACCUUCUAUGAUCUAAAGGAGGCCACUAAGAACUUCAGGUAUGAAAAUUUAGUUGGAGAAGGAGGGUUUGGUUUUGUCUACAAAGGAUGGAUAGAUGAGAACACCUAUGCUCCCACAAGACCAGGAACUGGAAUUGUAGUAGCCAUUAAGAAACUUAAGCCAGAAAGCUUUCAAGGCCACAAGGAAUGGCUGGCGGAAGUCAAUUAUCUAGGCCAGCUUCACCAUGAAAAUCUGGUGAAACUUAUUGGUUACUGUUCAGAUGGUAAAAACAGGCUUCUAGUUUAUGAGUUUAUGCAGAAAGGAAGUUUGGAAAAUCAUUUAUUCAGAAAAGGUGUUCAACCUGUUCCCUGGAUUACACGGAUCAAUAUUGCUGUUUCUGUUGCAAGAGGAUUAACAUUUCUACAUUCUCUUGAUGCCAAUGUUAUCUAUCGCGAUUUAAAGGCUUCCAACAUCCUACUUGACUCGGAUUUCAAUGCAAAGCUAUCGGAUUUUGGCUUGGCAAGAGAUGGUCCUACCGGAGAUAACACUCAUGUUUCAACCAGAGUUAUUGGAACUCAUGGUUAUGCUGCACCAGAGUACGUAGCUACAGGUCAUUUGACACCAAGGAGUGAUGUAUACAGCUUUGGAGUUGUGUUGUUAGAGUUACUAACAGGAAGGCGUGUAGUUGAAGAAGAGAGACCUGGAUUUUCAGAAGAAACACUGGUGGAUUGGGCAAGGCCAUUCCUGAGUGAUAGCAGAAGAAUUUUGAGAAUCAUGGAUACAAGGUUGGGUGGUCAAUACUCCAAGAAAGGAGCACAAGCUGCUGCAGCACUUGUACUUCAAUGUCUGAAUACUGAUCCUAAAUAUAGACCAACCAUGGUAAAUGUUCUAGCUGCAUUGGAAACAUUAAAUUCCACAAAUUCAUUCCCAAGGACUCCAAAAUCUGGAACUGAGAAUCAUACAACAAAGCAUUCUAGUCAUUGCCAAAAGUCAGUUGGAAAUACUAAGUAACCAUGAGCUGUCUUUCUCUAUGUGGACUAAUGCUUAUGCAUUCCAACAAGGGCUCUGUUCUUCCAAUUUUGAGGCCAAGUGAAUGAUUUUCAUCUAAGCUUGGGGCAAAGUUUUCUGGGUAACUAUUGGAAAGAAUUACCAAGCUUGGGACAAAGUUUUCUAGGCAUUUAUAUGCAUAUAAUUUAUCCACGCAGAAUCACUUCAUUUUUUAAUGUUACAUAACUCUUGCUAGUAUUAUCCUUCCAAAACAUUUGUCAAAGUGAAUACCAUAUCUCGUAAAAAGAAUGAUUACUUAAG
This is a messenger RNA of Abrus precatorius (Indian licorice), 1657 nucleotides long. RefSeq names its product probable serine/threonine-protein kinase PBL2. The coding region runs from base 197 to 1360 and encodes 387 amino acids. Lineage: Eukaryota; Viridiplantae; Streptophyta; Magnoliopsida; Fabales; Fabaceae. Gene Ontology annotation, molecular function: protein kinase activity; ATP binding. The transcript has 6 exons. Gene Ontology annotation, biological process: protein phosphorylation. The record is from RefSeq and is a predicted model, not a curated record.